AUGGGUAAAAGCUUAAUGGAACAUCUGUAUCCUAACACAGAGAAAACCCAAUGCCUUCCCAAAAGAGAAAACUUCCUGUCUUAUGGAGAAACUUUUGGCAUCAGCUUGGCUGUUUUGGCUCUGGCUCUUUCUGCAACCACAGCCUUGGUGCUUGGAAUCAUCAUCAAAAACCGGAACACUCCCAUUGUCAAAGCCAACAACCGGAAUCUCACCUACACGCUGCUCGUCUCCCUCCUGCUCUGCUUCCUCUGCUCUUUGCUUUUCAUUGGCCAGCCUCAGACAUGGACCUGCACUCUGAGACAAACUGCUUUCGGGAUCAUCUUCUCAGUAGCCGUUUCUUUGGUCUUGGCCAAAACCCUCACUGUGGUUCUGGCUUUCAUGGCCACCAAGCCAGGAUCCAAGAUGAGGAAAUGGGUGGGGAAAAGAUUGUCCAUCUCUAUCGUUCUUGGCUGCUCCUUUAUCCAAGCAAGUGUUUGUAUAGUCUGGCUAUGUAGCAACCCUCCUUUCCCAGAUCUGGACAUGCACUCUCUGCCGGACGAAAUCAUUGUGGAAUGCAAUGAAGGCUCGGCCAACAUGUUCUACUAUGUUCUUGGUUACAUGGGGCUGCUGGCUCUUGUCAGCUUCAUUGUGGCUUUCUUUGCUCGGAAGCUGACGGACGUUUUCAACGAAGCCAAAUUCAUCACUUUCAGCAUGUUGGUGUUUUGCAGUGUUUGGGUGUCUUUUGUUCCAACCUAUCUAAGCGCCAAAGGGGAAAACAUGGUGGCUGUGGAGAUCUUCUCCAUCUUGGCCUCCAGUGCUGGGAUACUGAGCUGUAUCUUUUCCCCUAAAUGUUAUAUAAUUAUUUUUAGACCUGAGCUGAAUAAUAAGGAGCAGCUAAAAAGAAAGUAA
Podarcis muralis (Common wall lizard) is the source of this 888-nucleotide messenger RNA. NCBI's taxonomy places the organism in Eukaryota, Metazoa, Chordata, Lepidosauria, Squamata, Lacertidae. The record is from RefSeq and is a predicted model, not a curated record.